CGAUAGUUAGAACCAUAAACCAAAAACAAAACUAAAGUUUAUAACUCCUUUCAACAAGUGUCGGUAUCUGCACUUGCUCAUUUGAUAAUCUGCGGCCAAGACGUUAGGACACCUCAGUUACCGCAGUUCAACAUGGUUCUCUCCAAGCCCCUGUACUCGCUCUUCGGCACUUAUCUGGAGCAGCUCUUCAACCACCCGGUCCGCACCAAGUCCAUCACGGCAUGCGUUCUGGCCACCUCUGCGAAUGUGACCUCUCAACGUUUGGCGGGCGCCAAGACGUUGAACCAGCAGAGCGCUUUUGCCUACGGACUGUUCGGUUUGAUCUUCGGAGGCAGUGUACCGCACUACUUCUACACAACGGUGGAGCGGCUCUUCAAUCAUGAUGUUCGAUUCAGACGGUUCUUCCUGUUCUUGUCCGAGCGACUGGUCUAUGCUCCGAUCUACCAGGCACUCUCGCUGUUCUUCUUGGCCCUGUUUGAGGGCAAAUCCCCUAGCACCGCUCUGCAGAACGUGGAGAAGUUGUAUUGGCCCCUGCUGAAGGCCAACUGGCAGUACUUGUCGGUGUUUGUGUAUCUGAACUUUGCAUACGUGCCCCCGAUGUUCCGAUCGAUCAGCAUGGCUAUCAUCUCCUUCAUCUGGGUGGUAUACAUCGCUCAAAAGCGACGUCGCUUCCAGGAUAAGCUGGCCGCUGAGAAGAAGGCCACCAAAUAAGCGCAUUCCGUCACCAAGACUUUAUACGUGGUGUAGUCUAAUUCCUAUUGCUCUGUAGAUUACGGUCAGGGCCUGCUGCCUGAGGUUCCUAAUCUCUUAUUGCGAAAAUUCUGUGAGGGUGUGUGAGGACUAAGAUAAGCUAAAACUAAAUGCAGAUUGCUCAAUUUUUAUACCUUAAUAUUUUU
This is a messenger RNA of Drosophila serrata, 896 nucleotides long. Its product is annotated as peroxisomal membrane protein 2. NCBI's taxonomy places the organism in Eukaryota, Metazoa, Arthropoda, Insecta, Diptera, Drosophilidae. The record is from RefSeq and is a predicted model, not a curated record. Gene Ontology annotation, cellular component: peroxisomal membrane; cytoplasm.